Molecule: messenger RNA, 1278 nt
Organism: Aegilops tauschii subsp. strangulata
Lineage: Eukaryota; Viridiplantae; Streptophyta; Magnoliopsida; Poales; Poaceae
Product: HVA22-like protein i
Source: RefSeq, a predicted model, not a curated record
ACCGCUUCCCCCCACCCCCGCACAUAUUCAAACCACGCCCCCUUCGCCAUUGCCCUCUCCCUUCCAGUCCAUCCACGAUUCCAAUCCUCCCCGACCCCAAACGAGACCAGCCGCUAAUCCACAAGUUAGAGACGAUGGCGUUAUCACUCAUCACCAGAUUGCUAACCCUGGCUCUGGGGUACGCGUACCCGGCGUACGCUUGCUACAAGAUGCUGGAAGUACACCCGCCGCAGAUCGAGCAAUUGCUUUUCUGGUGCCAGUACUGGAUUCUCAUGGCGACGCUGACGGUCGUCGAGAGGUUCGCGGACUGGAUAGUGUCGUGGCUGCCGAUGUACGGUGAGGCGAAGCUGCUGCUCGUCCUCUACCUCUGGCACCCCGGCACACGGGGUGCGGGGCACGUGUACGAUGGCCUCCUCCGUCCGCUGGUGGCGAGGCACGAGCACGACAUCGACCGGGGCCUGCUGGAGCUGAGGGCCAGGGCGAGGGACGUGACGGCGUCUCAACUCAAGGCGGCGGCUGCCGUCGCUCAGGCGUGGCUCGUCGAGGCUGCCCGGUGUGUUUCGUCGCAGCUGCAGGCCGCGAGAUCAGACCGGGCAUGCGCCGCUCAUUGACGAGUAGGUAGCUGCUUGCCAGCCACAACACUGUCUGUCGCAGUCGAUGUUUAUACUCUGAAAAGAUGCUGUACUUAAGAAUACUUGUCGUGGUUUUAUUUCAAAUUUAAACUAAAACCAUGAUAAAUAUUUUAAAAUGGAGGGAGUAAAAAUUAUACAUGAGUUGCCGCUACAAUGCAGGAAACUGUCGAUGUUGAUAGGCUUUCUCAUCCCACGGAGACCUAGCCGCCGUCAAUCUUCUCCAAGCCUCUCACCACCGCUGGACGGCUUCGCCGGACAAGGCCCCUCAGUGCUAGUGGCAGCGGGGAGGAUCUUCCCACAGGGGAGUUCAAUCAGUGGUGAAACCAGCCUAGAAAAUUAGUGGGGUCAAUUUUCUGAAUUUUUUCGUCACAAUGUACAAAAGUUGUAAAGUGGUUUAGGCAGUUUUUCUGAAAAGCUGUGGGGUCAGCGGACCCCACGGCCCACACAUAGAAACACUACUGAGUUCAAUGCGGCGGGGUUGGCCAAUUGCGAUGCAUUGGUGCUGAUAGCGGUGGCGGAUGUGCGUCGCCAGUCGGGGAGCGGUGGCCUUGUGCCGGCAGUGCCCAAAGGUCUCUGGAGACAGGGCCCUAGAAAUUUUUUUGAGCAAAAGAGAGGCUUUCCCUCUCCAAUUUCAUAUAAAGGAAUC